Tetranychus urticae (two-spotted spider mite) is the source of this 1789-nucleotide messenger RNA. RefSeq lists its product as uncharacterized. The record is from RefSeq and is a predicted model, not a curated record. NCBI's taxonomy places the organism in Eukaryota, Metazoa, Arthropoda, Arachnida, Trombidiformes, Tetranychidae.
AUGAUGGUAAAGGGCGGUGGUCCUCUUACCAGAGGAACCUUAAAUAUUUGACAAAAGUGAUUCAGUGGAAACAAGGAAGACAUCAGAGUGAUGAUCAUGAUUAUUUUCAUUGUGAAAUGUUAAAAUGGUUUCCGUUAGCUGAAGGCUACAAUAUGAAAUAAAAGUAGCUCGACUGGUCCACUUGUUUUUGGUUAAAGCCUUUUUUUCAACUCGUUGUUUAAUUUUCCUUUCUGGUUUCGUUUCUGGUUUACCCUUUUUAGUUUAUUGGGUUCAAUUGGAUUAUUAAUUUAAGUGAAUACUUGUGAUCACCAUCUUGCCGCAAUGUGACCCAUCAUUGGUUAAAUGGUUUCUUUGGUCAACAUUUGGUAAUUUCUCACGUAAAUCCUUCGAGACAAAUUCAGAGAAAGAAUUGUGCGAUUAAAUUAUCAUUCAUCUAGUUUAUAGAGCAUCAAGUAGCUAGUCAUGUUUUCACCAUUACAAUCAUCAUUUCUAUCCAAUGUUACGUGUUAUUUAAUCAUUCAUGGUCAAAAUGAGUUCGACCAUUUUCUAUUUUCUUUCCAUUCAACUUUCUACUGUUGACAAUACAUGAGAUGAUUAAUUUAACUGUGAAACGUUAAAAUUUGUGCGACCAAAAUAUGCUUUGUUUGAUGUUAACCAAUUCUCAAAGUGAUAAUUUGCCUUAUUCUGGUCACUCACUGUUAUAUUUGUUGACAAGCGAGACUCUAUUAGAAACGAGAUUCACAUUUCUAACAAAGCUGAAACAUUUGUUGAACAAGAUUUCAUCGGUGAUGAAGUCUAGUUUACAUCAAAGAUUAAAGUUUGAUCUGAUUUACCUGGUUCUUUUUGCUAACCGGCAAUUGUAUUGUAUUGAUUACAAUAAUUUUCAUGAUAAUCAUCAUAGCCAUUUCACAAUCAUCGUCACAUUUCAUCAAUUCAAUUUGAAUAUCAGUAGAUCAUUCAUUAUGAUUCCCUAUAUUUAUACCUUUCUUGGACUUCUCGUUGGUAAUUCACUUCUUUCCCAUGGACAUCCAUGUGGUACUGAAGCAGCUGAGGAUACAAUCGAUGCUUUUCUAGAAAAGCCGUUAUUUGGUGUUUUCAAAGUAUGGCAUCUAGUUAUGAUUGGAAUGUUGAUAGCCAUAAUUGCUACGAUUGUUGCCUGUUGUAUAAUGAGAUGCAGGAUACCUCGAACUAAACAAGAAAUUGAAGCAGACGCUAUUCGUAAAAAGGUUACUAAGCAAUUCAGAGCCCAUCUGAACAAAAUCCCUAUCGAAGGAAUGGAACUAAUUAAAGUGCUCAAUGAAGUUAAAGAAUAUGAAGAAGAUAGAAUCAAAAAAGGAACUAUCGAAGAAAAGAAAACUUUGAUGAAAAGGUUAAAAGCACUUUUCAAGUCUGAUUCUAUGGAAAGAUCGAUGUCCAGAGAUGAUGCGGAUGAAGGUUCGAUCAAUGAAAAACCCGGAUUAACAAAUCCCAAAUUGACCAACACCAUUGUUUCGAUUACAUCAGAUAAUGAUCCAAUAACGGUGUCCAGUCCAACUCCAUCAGUGACCAAAGAAAAGUAUUAGCAAACCAGAAAGCGAAAUGGACAUUGGAAAUUAAAUUUGUUGUUUAAAGCGUUACUCUAUGAAAAAAUGAAAUCAUUUGCAUGUUUAACAAUCAAGUUUAGUUGUGAUUCGUCAACAUGUUCAUCAAAGCCAAAAAUCUGCCAAUUCAUAAUGUCUAGGGCAUCUCGAGUCCAAUAAAUCGUCUCUUUUCAUACAAAUAUAAUAAAUUAUAAACAUUUACAACCAAA